Drosophila arizonae is the source of this 1527-nucleotide messenger RNA. RefSeq names its product cypher (gene cyr). NCBI's taxonomy places the organism in Eukaryota, Metazoa, Arthropoda, Insecta, Diptera, Drosophilidae. The record is from RefSeq and is a predicted model, not a curated record.
UCUUCCUCCACCCCCACCUCUAUGCGAAUCCAGACAUUGCAGGUGAAUUGCACGCGUGAGCUGCUGGAGAUGCAGCUCACACUAAGCCGGGCGUUCCGUGGCCUGCUCUACGCCAAGGACUUCCCGCUGGAGUGUCGGUCGCGCGGUCAGGACGCUACGCACAUCGCGCUGCGGCUGCCCACCUCGGGCUGUGGUGUGCGCGCCGAGCCGCUGCCCGACGGCGGCAUGGAGUACACCGUGCGGAUCAUGCUCCAGACGGAGCAGAAGCUACGCCAGAGCACGGACAUCCUGCGCACCGUGCGCUGCCAGCUGCCGGCGAAGGCGAUGGGCAUGCCGCUGCCGCUGCACGGCCGAGAUCGCAAUGCGCGCAUGCGCGCCCUGGCCGCAGCUGCAUCGGCGGCCGCAGCACAGACGCAUCUCAUGGACACGCCGCGCGUGCGCAUCUGGCUGGAGCUGGGCGGUCCCAAUGGCUCGGGCUCCGUGGAGGUGGGCAUGGCCACCACCCUGACCGUGCGCGCGAUUGUGCCGGGCACGAUUGGAGUGCGCGUCGUCGACUGCGCUGCUCUGGAUGGCCUGGGUGAGUCGACGCAGCAGCUGCUCGACGCCCGCGGCUGUCCCAUCGACGAACAGGUAAUGCCGGCAUUGCAUACGAGCUUGAAGCCCGCCGAGGAAGGGUGGUCCAAGCAGCAUGAGGAAGAUCUGGUCGAGCGCACGUUUAUGGCCACAUUCGCCGCCUUCAAGUUUCCUGAUCGCGAGCGACUGCACGUGAGCUGCGGCGUACAGCUCUGCAGAGGGAAGUGCCCAAACCUGAAUUGUCGCCUCGCCGAGCAGCAACUGCAGCUGAACGGGGAUCAGCACCUGGCGCGCAUCGAGGUGUUCAACUCGUUGGCCGUGACUGCGCCGCAGAUCGAAGUGGAUCGCCUGCGCUACGACCGUCGCUACAACAUGAGUGUGGAGGACUAUGUGCCGCACGUGCGUCCUCUGGUGGGCGAGGGCACGCUCUGUCUGUCCAUUUCGAAGCUGGCCAUCUCGUUCUGCAUACUGGGCUCCAUCUUUCUGAUCGCCGUGGUUGUGGCCAUCUUCUCGCUGAUCCGCACUCGGCGACGCCAGCAGGGGCGUGGCUCGGCCCUGGGCCUGGGCAUGGGCUUGUCCGGCACUGGCACGGCUACUGGCAGCACGUCGAACAACAGCAGCAGCCGGCUACAUCGCGCCGAAAUAUGCACCUCCAUGUUCUCCUCCAGCAGCGAGUCGGCCCAGUCCGGCCCACGCUUUGGCGGCAAGUUUCUAAUGCCAUUGCCGUACUAUCCAACCACUCUGCCCUAUGGCCGUGUCUAUUGAGGGUGUGAAAACGUAAAAAUUCAUUGCAAAGUUUUAUCUCUAUUCAGGCGUAUUUUGGUAGAACAAUUCUAUAGACUGAUGUGGCUUCAAUCUCAAUUAUGCAAUUCGUUUAACGAAUUCUCAACGAAAAUACCAAAAUAAUUUAUAACGGCUCACAUAAAUAAAUAUAUGCAUACGUAUAUAUACAUA